This is a messenger RNA of Oryza brachyantha (malo sina), 1171 nucleotides long. Its product is annotated as sirohydrochlorin ferrochelatase, chloroplastic. The coding region runs from base 241 to 882 and encodes 213 amino acids. The record is from RefSeq and is a predicted model, not a curated record. NCBI's taxonomy places the organism in Eukaryota, Viridiplantae, Streptophyta, Magnoliopsida, Poales, Poaceae. Gene Ontology annotation, molecular function: lyase activity. The transcript has 6 exons.
CCCACCGCCAUCGACGCUUCCGUUUCUCCUCUUCCUCAUCUCCAGCACGCUCUCCUCCUCUCCCGCGGCCAAGGCAGCGCCACCGCCCACCGCCGGGCUUGCACCUCCCUACGGAGGCCCUCCCUUAGACCGGUGAGUCCCCCCGCCACCCUGCCCUCCACCCGGUUCCCUAAUCAUCGUGCAUCCGCCACUGUCCUGUCGUCUCCUCUCUGGCACACGAAUCGCUCGCUGGAGGGGUCUAUGCACACUACCAUCUCAACCCCCCACCAACCCUUAGCUGCUGCGACGCAUACAAGCAGACCGACAUCAUGGAACAGUGAUGUCGGCAAUUCCAUCAGCUUUAUCAAGUUGCCGAGAACCGGACCCAGCAUUAGAAACUUGGCCAUGAGCGCCACGCCCAAUUCGGGUUCCAGCUCAGGAACGGCGGGUGAGAGUUAUACCGUUGGCGAGAAGGAUGGUGUGAUAAUUGUUGACCAUGGGUCACGGCGUCAAGAGUCCAAUCUAAUGCUAAAUGAUUUUGUUGCCAUGUUCAGGACGAGGACUGGUUACAAGAUUGUUGAGCCUGCUCAUAUGGAGCUAGCUGAGCCUACUAUUAAAGAUGCAUUUGGAAAAUGUGUUCAACAAGGGGCGUCCCGUGUUAUUGUCAGCCCUUAUUUUCUUUCCCCUGGACGACACUGGAAACAAGAUAUCCCUGCUCUAGCUGCGGAGGCCUCUAAGGAGCACUCAAACGUACCUUACAUUGUCACUGCCCCUCUUGGAUUGCAUGAGCUUAUGGUGGACAUUAUGAAUGAUCGCAUCAAGUACUGCCUGAGGCAUGUUUCUGGUGAUGUUGAUGAGUGUACAGUAUGUGCUGGAACUGGAAAAUGCCGCCUCUACUCUUGAACACGAAUACCUGGGAGGUUACCUAAUUCAUUCUAUGUAUGUCAAUGCCAAUUUUUUGUCGUGCAAUCAACUUAGCAAAUAAAGUGUAUGCUUAUUAAUUACUUAUGGUUAUGGGAAAUACCUAUCUGCUUGUUGUGAUCAUUUUUACUUGAUUGCCAACUGCUUGUAACCUGGGUAAUAAUAUAAUUAGCUUGUAUCACUCUUGUGAUCUUGCUAGAAAUAUGACUUUACUUAGCCAUGCUUAGUAUAAGUGUAUAACUUAAAUCACUUAUGAUUAAUUACUCAUCUU